Molecule: messenger RNA, 912 nt
Organism: Eufriesea mexicana
Lineage: Eukaryota; Metazoa; Arthropoda; Insecta; Hymenoptera; Apidae
Gene: rho-6
Product: serine protease rhomboid 6
Exons: 4
Coding region: 10-912 (300 amino acids)
Cellular component (GO): membrane
Molecular function (GO): serine-type endopeptidase activity
Source: RefSeq, a predicted model, not a curated record
GAGGUCAACAUGGACGUUGAGGCAGCUUUGCUGGAGAACUCUCCAACACUGUCGACGAUCUCGUCGGACUGCACCGACACCACAUAUUCCGGCCCAGACUCGCCCUAUUCCCCGGAAUCGCCGAUCAUCGUCAUCUCGUCGUACAAGAAGACAAAGGAUGACGAGGUCACGCCUAGACCAACGCCCAGGCAUCCGCUGCCGCCCAGGAAGCCCAACUUCCGGAUACGACCGCCCUAUCUCAUGAUCUGCAUCAGCAUCAUAGAGAUAGCCGUUCACUGCCUGGGAGACGAGGCGACGCUGCGCAGGUGGCUGGUCUACGACCCCCGUCAGAGGGUGCAAGGCUGGAGGUUCGCCUCGUACAUGCUGCUGCACUCGAACGCGCUGCACCUUGCGUUGAACGUGGUCAUCCAGCUGGUGCUGGCCACUCCGCUCGAGGUGGAACAGGGUCGAAUAGGAGUGGCAACUAUCUACUUAGGAGGUGGCGUGUGCGGAGCUCUAGGUGCGUCCCUGCUUCAACCCAGUCUCUUCCUGGUGGGUGCUUCAGCUGGUGUCUAUGCUCUACUUACUAGUCAUCUUGCACAUCUUUACUUGUGUCACGGAGAACUCCGCUACGCCAGCUGGCGUCUAGGUGCCGUACUACUGCUAGCCAGCGCGGACGUGGCGUCCCUUCCAAUCCCGGCGCUGCUCGGCUGCGGCAGAGUAGGCUGGGCUGCUCACGUGGCCGGUGCUCUAGCAGGGCCGCUGUUAGGCCUAGCAGUGUUCCCGAAUCAGAGCAAGAAAGACGCCAGAGGCCGGAGAUUCGUCAGGUUCGUUCGUCUACUCUCAGCGAUCAGCGUGAUGCUGCUCGUAGUCGGCGCCAUCUUGGGAAACGUCUACCUGAUCGCGCUGCCACAGCUCAGGAAGCCAUCCUGA